Molecule: messenger RNA, 3909 nt
Organism: Lepus europaeus (European hare)
Lineage: Eukaryota; Metazoa; Chordata; Mammalia; Lagomorpha; Leporidae
Gene: COL8A1
Product: collagen type VIII alpha 1 chain
Exons: 5
Coding region: 305-2539 (744 amino acids)
Cellular component (GO): nucleus; 90S preribosome
Molecular function (GO): protein binding
Source: RefSeq, a predicted model, not a curated record
GAGCGACUCCUCCCACCUGCGCAUAAAAGCCAAGUGCAUGUUACCCGGCGCCGAUCAGAGCCCUUCCCCGGUCCUCUCCGUGGGAGCCCGCGAGCCUCUCUGCCCGACCUUACGUGCCCAAGGACAGAUUGCUUGCAUCAUUUCUGAGAUAAGUGGUUAAUCAACCAUGACAAGAGCACAGAAACUGUUCUGGAAGUACUGCAACAUUUGCUGAGGAGAGGGAGAGGAGCCCCAGGGGUGCCACAGGGGAGCACAAGCAGGGACAUUGGUCCUCCAUCUGGCAGGCCGGCCGAGUCUAAAUGUGAUGGCCGUGCCACCUGGCCCUCCGCAGCUGCUGCAAGUGCUGCUCACCAUUUCUCUGGGCUCCAUCAGGCUCAUUCAGGCUGGCGCCUACUAUGGGAUCAAGCCACUACCACCUCAGAUUCCUCCUCAGAUGCCACCACAAAUUCCACAAUACCAGCCGCUAGGUCAGCAAGUACCUCACAUGCCUUUGGCCAAAGAUGGCCUCACCAUGGGCAAGGAGAUGCCCCAUGCACAGUAUGGCAAAGAGUAUCCACACCUCCCUCAGUACAUGAAGGAAGUUCAACCGGUGCCAAGAAUGGGCAAGGAAGCAGUCCCCAAGAAAGGCAAAGAAAUACCAUUAGCCAGUUUACGAGGGGAACAAGGUCCCCGUGGAGAACCUGGCCCAAGAGGACCACCUGGGCCUCCCGGUUUGCCAGGUCAAGGGAUACCUGGAAUCAAAGGAAAACCAGGGCCACAGGGAUAUCCAGGAGUUGGAAAGCCAGGUAUGCCCGGAAUGCCAGGGAAGCCUGGAGCCAUGGGAAUGCCUGGGGCCAAAGGCGAAAUUGGACCCAAAGGGGAAAUCGGGCCCAUGGGAAUCCCAGGCCCACAAGGACCUCCAGGGCCUCAUGGACUUCCUGGCAUUGGGAAGCCAGGUGGGCCAGGGUUGCCAGGGCAACCAGGAGCAAAGGGUGAUCGAGGACCCAAAGGCCCACCGGGACCUCCAGGCCUUCAGGGACCUAAAGGAGAGAAGGGCUUCGGGAUGCCAGGUCUGCCAGGCCUCAAGGGUCCUCCAGGGAUGCACGGCCCCCCUGGCCCCGUCGGACUCCCAGGAGUGGGCAAACCAGGAGUGACAGGCUUCCCUGGGCCCCAAGGGCCCCUGGGGAAGCCAGGGCCACCAGGAGAGCCUGGCCCACAGGGCCCAAUUGGGGUGCCAGGGAUUCAAGGACCUCCUGGGUUGCCUGGAGUCGGAAAGCCAGGCCAAGACGGGAUCCCCGGCCAACCAGGAUUUCCAGGUGGCAAAGGGGAGCAAGGGCUGCCAGGGCUGCCAGGACCCCCCGGCCUUCCAGGAGUUGGGAAACCAGGCUUCCCAGGACCCAAAGGUGACCGAGGGAUAGGGGGUGUUCCUGGGGCUCUUGGACCGAGGGGGGAGAAAGGACCAGUCGGGGCCCCAGGAAUGGGGGGUCCCCCAGGAGAGCCAGGCCUGCCUGGAAUUCCAGGUCCUAUGGGCCCCCCAGGUGCUAUUGGUUUCCCUGGGCCCAAAGGAGAAGGUGGAAUUGUGGGGCCACAGGGGCCACCAGGUCCCAAGGGUGAGCCAGGGCUUCAAGGUUUCCCAGGAAAGCCAGGUUUCCUUGGUGAAGUAGGGCCUCCUGGCAUAAGGGGUUUGCCAGGUCCCAUAGGGCCCAAGGGAGAAGCGGGGCAUAAAGGUUUGCCUGGGCUCCCUGGGGUUCCAGGACUGCUUGGACCAAAAGGAGAGCCAGGCAUCCCAGGGGAUCAAGGUCUGCAAGGUCCCCCAGGAAUCCCAGGGAUUGCAGGCCCAAGUGGCCCCAUUGGACCACCUGGGAUCCCAGGCCCCAAAGGGGAGCCAGGCCUCCCAGGGCCCCCUGGGUUUCCUGGGGUCGGGAAGCCAGGAGUAGCAGGACUUCAUGGGCCACCUGGGAAGCCUGGUGCCCUUGGUCCUCAAGGCCAGCCUGGCCUUCCAGGCCCCCCAGGCCCUCCAGGGCCUCCAGGGCCCCCAGCUGUGAUGCCCCCCACACCGGCACCCCAGGGAGAGUAUCUGCCAGAUAUGGGGCUGGGGAUUGAUGGUGUAAAAACUCCUCACGCCUAUGCGGCCAAGAAAGGCAAGAACGGCGGGCCAGCCUAUGAGAUGCCUGCCUUUACCGCCGAGCUGACAGCGCCCUUCCCCCCGGUGGGGGCCCCGAUAAAGUUCGACAGACUGCUCUACAAUGGCAGACAGAACUACAACCCGCAGACGGGCAUCUUCACCUGCGAGGUUCCCGGGGUCUACUACUUUGCGUACCAUGUUCACUGCAAGGGGGGCAACGUGUGGGUUGCUCUGUUCAAGAACAACGAGCCCGUGAUGUACACGUACGACGAGUACAAAAAGGGCUUCCUGGACCAGGCGUCUGGGAGUGCGGUGCUGCUGCUGAGGCCCGGGGACCGCGUCUUCCUCCAGCUGCCGUCAGAACAGGCUGCGGGACUGUACGCCGGGCAGUACGUCCAUUCCUCCUUUUCAGGAUAUUUAUUGUAUCCCAUGUAGAAAGAAAAAAAAAGAGAGAGAUUUAAUAGAAGAAAAUGAUGCACCAAAAAAAUCCAAAUGAAAUAUGUUCAUUGCUUCAAAACAUUUAUAUAGUUGGAAAGAUAUUUAAGUGAAAAUUUGGACCGUCGUGUACAAAAACUAAGAUGCAUGUGUUUAAUCCUCUGCACAGCAGCUUGUAACUGAAAAUGAUGGGAUAGAUUUUUGUAUCAAGUACUGACACUCGUGUUGUACCCACUGGAAUCAUAUUAGCUGUUGUAUGUUAUGUGCUUCCACGAUAAUCUGCUUAUUCAGAUCAGUCAGAAUAUCUCAGUAUGAAAGAUCAUAGCUAAUGAGAGUCACUCACUCACAUUGUUUUAAAGUAUUUAUAAAUAUGCCUUAAAGAAAUGUCAAUGUUAACAACCAUCUGCCGUAUUUACUUUUAUUUGUGCAGACACUUUGCUGGGGGAAGGUUGAGAGAGGUUCUGCUCUGUUACUGCCCCAGUGGGAGGGGGCCGUGGGACGUGGGAGUAUUGUAGUCCAAGGGAUGUGUCUUUUUGUGUCGGAGGCUGUGUCUUUUAGCAACAAGGGUCCUUGUUAGAGUUGUGUGUCCGCUGUCUCUAAAAGAACAAGUGAACCAUUCAACCCUUGUAUGCAGUUAUUCAGCGCCCAGUCUGUGCCCAGCACUGGGUGAGACGCUUUGGUGAGGCAGUAGACAGGGUGCUGCCAGGAGCUAACACACCAGCUAGGAGACAUGCACAGUAAUCAACUAUGUAUGACCGAAGGCCUUCUUUUGUUUUGUUUUUCCCACGCCUGAUUUUAUUUUUUUGCCUUCUCACCAUGUAAUUUCCACUUCAGCCCAACUAUAAACACCUGGAAGUUAUAAGAAAGAAAAAAAUAACAUUUCCUGCAAUAACUUUCAGUUUUGUAGGAUCUUUAUGAUUAAUGAUAGUUAUCAAUUAAGUUUACAUGCAUGCACAGUCCCCCUCAUUUGUCUCCACACAAAAACACAGUGGAUUUUGGCCAUGGCGAUACCAGUAUUUUUUAGUACCUGUGUUAUGGGGUAUGCAAAUCAAUGUCUCAUCUGAGGUGCCAAAGUCAGUUUCCAAAAUCCAAGCCAUUCUUUACCUGGGAACAAGACUUUUCAGAAUUAUUUAAGAAAACAAAUGUUUAUUUGAGGAUACAGUUCUUAAGCUUGAAAUCGGAAAGAAAAUGUGCUGUGAAAUUACAGGUGAUGGAACAACAUUUGGUGCCCCACAUGAAGAGGCACAAAUCUUCCCCCUUUUUCUUAAAAUAGGAAAAGAAUGUCUUGAAGCAACCUGUGGACAAACUACCUGGAGUGUCAAAGAGCAGCAAGAGCCCAUGGUGUUGAUGUUGCCCCAUACUCAGCGCAA